Messenger RNA from Rosa chinensis, 1121 nucleotides. Its product is annotated as TLD domain-containing protein 2-like. The record is from RefSeq and is a predicted model, not a curated record. NCBI's taxonomy places the organism in Eukaryota, Viridiplantae, Streptophyta, Magnoliopsida, Rosales, Rosaceae.
GAUGGUACAUUUUUCUCAUGUUGGAAUAUCAUGUACAAAAUCUCAGACCCAUCUUUCUAAACCAGACCUAAAUACAAGAGUGAAAAUCGAUGCGAUGAGUGAGUGGUUGGAAUUGAUUCUGACCAGUGAUAUGUAGCUGAGCAGGGCGUCAAAAUCAGAGACAUGGGUAGGCCAAGGAAUCUUCGCAGCAAAGCGGCCCACUUUGUGACUGAUAUCACUACUGGAUUGCUCAACCCCAUUUCUAACAAACACUCCAAACCCUCUCCUUUCUCCUCUUCCUGAAGAUGUGGAUGGGUCCGGAGGAAGUCAAAAUGGAACAAUGAGUGAAGAGAGUCCAGCUAAUCCAGUUGAUGGGCCUGACACUACUUCAUUUACUGCAUUUCUCUACUCACUGUUAUCGUCAUCAGAUACAUGGAGGCAUGGCAUAUCACUUUCAACUCUAUACAGAAGAAGUAUGCUUUGGCCUGGCCUCAGUUUGCUGGUUGUUGGAGACCGUAAAGGUGCAGUUUUUGGUGGCUUGGUGGAGGCACCUCUAAGACCAACCAACAAGAAGUAUCAGGGAACAAAUGAUACAUUUGUUUUCUCAAAUACACCUGACCAUCCAGUAAUAUCUCGCCCUACAGGUGCCAACCGCUAUUUCACAUUGUGCGCUACUGACUUUUUAGCUAUUGGGGGUGGUCAUUUUGCACUCUAUUUGAACAGUGAUCUAUUGAGUGGAUCAAGUUCAGUUUCAGAAACCUAUGGGAAUCCAUGUCUUGCAAACUCAGAAGACUUUGAUGUGAAAGAAGUAGAGUUAUGGGGUUUUGUUUAUGCUACUAAGUAUGAGGAAGUACUUGCUCAAAGCCGUAUGGAGUCACCUGGGAUUUGCCGAUAGUGAAUGCUUCAUUUGGAACUCAUUUUACUGUGGUGGUUAGUAUCAUCACCUUAGCUGAGGCUUAUUAUUGUUUCUGGAGCUGGAUGCAAACGAUGUUACAUUAUAUGGAUGACUUUCCUUUUAGAGUUUGUAAAUAUAAGUCUUUCAUGUACAUAAAGAAUACAUAAGCACUGUGUGCAAGCAAUUUUGAUUAGAUAGUGAUUGUAAAGGUUGAACUUUUAUUGAUAAUGAUAUGUUUCUUCACACA